This is a messenger RNA of Hevea brasiliensis (rubber tree), 1835 nucleotides long. RefSeq lists its product as uncharacterized. The transcript is spliced from 13 exons. Gene Ontology annotation, cellular component: SAGA complex. The coding region runs from base 384 to 1643 and encodes 419 amino acids. The record is from RefSeq and is a predicted model, not a curated record. Lineage: Eukaryota; Viridiplantae; Streptophyta; Magnoliopsida; Malpighiales; Euphorbiaceae.
GCAAGCAAACGCUCGUGACAUGAUAACUUGCAAGCGGCCAAAACCCAACCCAGUAGAAAACAGCUUGCCAAUUUUAGCUUCGUCAAUCUGCCACCUCUUCUUCACUCCCUCUGCGCGAGGAGAGAGAAGAAGAAGGAAGAACCCCUAGAUACUGUGUUUUUGGCUAUUGUAAAUUCUCUCCUAAUCUCCCUCUACACUGCUCUUCCAUUGCUGCUCUAUCUGCUUCUCUCGUCCACCUCUUCUUCGCACGCGCAUUGCACGAGAUCGGCAUUUUUUUUAUUGAUUUGUCGUUGACUCAAAGGUUUUUGUUCUUAUAGGAUAAUUUUAGGAGAUAUUUGUCUUUUAUAGAUUUGAGUGUAUAGAUUCCCAAGUAGUUAGUAUCGAUGGUAUGUUCGCUAGGAACUGGGAGAAUGGCUGUCAUGGCUAGGCUUCUGGCUGCAGGAAGUUUAUCACAAACCAUUGCAGAGGAAAUUGGCCAACAGAAAUUGGCUAAUCAAUGCAUUUACAGAGAAUUACAUGAGGCAGAUGAAGCAAAUUUGCUUGAUGAAGAAGAUAUGCAUGUUUUUGGUUUGAAACCUAUGACUGAUCCUUUGGAUUUGGUUUGUUGUAAUGCUUGCAAGAAACCAGUGAAGACCAGUCAGUAUGCAGCUCAUGCAGAACUUUGUAGAUCCUUAAAUUCUGCAGAAGAAACGACAUUGGAGCUUGAUGGUAAUGUAGGGCACAGGAAACCUCCAAGGAAGGAGAGGAAAAAGUUAUUAACUUCUCAUAUUAACCAAGCUACACCUGUUGCAGAGCAAGGAAGGUCUGUAUCUAUAGAUGCAGAAGAUAUGGCUGCCUCUGAGUCUCAGUUGGAUGGGCGACCCAGAAGGUCAUCUUCAUUCUCCAUGGAUACAAAGAGAAAUCCUGCAUGUGUAGAUGUGGCAUUUAUGAUGGACGGUAAAGGAGAAAGUCCUGAACAUACAGAUUACUCGGCCUGUAUGAUGCCGCCUCCAACAAAACGCUUUAAAUUUGUAUCAUCAAGUCAGCAUCUGUUGUUAUCAAAUGAUACAGAAAAAGCUUCUGGCCUAACAAAAUUCACAAGUGCCCAAGACAGUUUUUCCAUCAAGGAUUUUCAAAUAGAGUCAUCUUCAGGUGGUGACUUGCCAAAUGAUUUUGCUAUCGUCUCUAAGUUCCCUGGGCAAACUCAAGGAAAUUGCCUGCUGACAAAAGAUAUUCCAGUUCCCCUUGCUACAAAAAUUUAUUACUCUCAGAGGAACAAUCGCCUUCGGUCGGCAGUUGCUCAUAUGUACCAAGCAAGUGCAGAAGUAUCACAGGAAACUAUAAUUCAAUUACCAUCUUCAUCCUGUAAGGAAUGUUCACCUGAGCAAGUGGAUAACCUUCUCAACAAGAAGAGAGAGCCUUCUGCAUUUAAACCUGAUCAAAUUCUUGCACAAAGCUCAGAAUUGUGCUUGGAUAAAUCAGGAGGAUGCAUACCAGCCACUAGCUUCUCAAAUCAGCUUUCUGUUGAUAACAUUCUAAGGCCUCAGACUGCUCCUGUAUUGGUCAGAAGCAAAUAUCUUCCAAAGCCUUAUUCUUUUGCAGGCAACUCUGGACAAUCGCUAGGGUCCAUGCAGCAAGCAAGUGGAAGCGUUCCCGUUUUAUAGGAGUCAUUGGGGUGGAAAUUUUGGCUAGUCAAAGGUGUAUUUAGUACAAUACAUAAGGUUAGGAUCUAUUUUUGAAAUUGAAAAGGCAAUUUACCAUAAUUGUUUAUUCUAACCUUCUGUAAUCCGUCUAAUGCUUGACUGCUGCUCUGUUUAUACUUACAGAAAUAAAGAAACUAUCACUUAAUAUAGCAA